AUGGGUGGCACUCCCCCUACCACCGUGCCUUGCCCAUGUGCAAGAGCGAGCCGGUACUUCGAGCGCCACUUCCUCAACAAUAAGUUUGAAAUGAAGCUCUUUAAAAAAAAAAACCAAAUCAGCGUUGUUCUUGUCAGUGUGCCGUCACCUCCUCCCGUGGAGGAGGUGACGGCACCUCCGCCCGUGGAGGAGGUGACGGCACCUCCGCCCGUGGAGCACGGUCCUUUGGCCGGAAAGCUUCUCCCCAAGCGCCUCCUUUACCUGCAGGGUGUUGAACCCUGUCACAGGAGCAGUGCCCGGGCCUCCUACCAAACGACCUUCUACCACCGGGCCUUCUACCACCCGGCCUUCUACCACCCGGCCUUCUACCACCCGGCCUUCUACCACCCGGCCUUCUACCACCCGGCCUUCUACCACCCGGCCUUCUACCACCCGGCCUUCUACCACCCGGCCUUCUACCACCCGGCCUUCUACCACCCGGCCUUCUACCACCCGGCCUUCUACCACCCGGCCUUCUACCACCCGGCCUUCUACCACCCGGCCUUCUACCACCCGGCCUUCUACCAGGCUUCGUCGAAAUAG
Dermacentor andersoni is the source of this 582-nucleotide messenger RNA. The record is from RefSeq and is a predicted model, not a curated record. Lineage: Eukaryota; Metazoa; Arthropoda; Arachnida; Ixodida; Ixodidae.